Messenger RNA from Mycosarcoma maydis (corn smut), 798 nucleotides. RefSeq lists its product as uncharacterized. The transcript is spliced from 2 exons. Bases 1 to 798 code for a protein of 265 amino acids. Lineage: Eukaryota; Fungi; Basidiomycota; Ustilaginomycetes; Ustilaginales. The record is from RefSeq and is a predicted model, not a curated record.
AUGGAACGCGAUUGGUCGAUGCAAACAAACUUGGACCGUUGCGGAGUUAGUUCCUGCCUUCAUUCGUGGGCAAUUAGACUUUGUAAAGCUGAGAUGUCGACCAACAUCCUUGCCUUGUUGAGUCACCAUAGAGUCUUACCUCGACCACGUUCUCCUUUCCAGCUCCGAGCGUUGUCUCAACGCAUCGUACAGAGAUCGCUCGCCUCACUUCCCUCACUUCCUUUCUUGCCGACGCUGUUCCGACAUACGCGCCAUGUUUCUACUCCAUUUUCAUCCCCCGGCCAAAUAUUUAGAGAUACGGGUAGUAUCUGCAUCAAGAAGCAGCAGGUCGGGUCGGGAGCCGAAUGCAUGAUUUCCAUGGGAACCAAAAGAUUGACCCCUACACUCGGUCCUCGAACUCAGCUUGCUAGCGGCGUUUGUCUCAGCUCGCUUCUCUUGGUCUAUCCCCCCUUCUCGGGCAUCUACACGAUUCUGCAACAAGCCCCUUUGCGAGCUGGACGAGACCAGACGACUUUGAGCAUUCACUUUGACUCAGGUUCGAGGUUUGAGACUUACUCAUUGGACUAUCUUGACAUUGACAAGACCCAGCUUUACGUGAGACGUCGUCGCUUUAAUAUCUUGAAACGUCUCGGUACUAUCCGAAGUACAUUCCCGAGACCUCAGUCACCAGUUCAAGUAUGCGACUGCGACUGUUGCAAAACAUUCUACCCAAAAAGGCCACGAGCUGCCCGUUCGGCGCCUGGUGAAAUUACUAAGCGCCUUGAAGCUAGGACCAGCUUUGACGCAUGGUUUUCGUGA